AACAGCCUGUGUGCAGUCGGAAGCCAACAGGACUGAACAAUUGACACUAUUCACUUGUAGUAGCAACGGAAAAAAGAAGGGAGAAGUAGUACAAAUCAGCCCAGCUCAGAAUAGGUCGCUUCCUUGGUUUUGGUUGGGCCCAUCCAUCAAGAUUUUUCGUUUGAAAAUCUCUCCUCGGCAAUUUCCGCGAAUCCAUCAAGAUAACGAGUUGCUAGUCUGGUUAUUCCACCAUUCCUCUCUCUCUCUCUCUCCUAUCGUGGAAGAAGAAGUCUUGAAUGGCAGUUUGAGCAUCUCGGAUCUUCGACACUCGACCUCUCCCGACCGACGAACACUGACCUGCAAAGAUUCACCUUAAAAUCAGAACUGACUCGUAUUAUUCUAGUUUGCAGAUCUGGUCUUCCAUGCUCGAAUGAUCGCAGGUUCAAUUUCAUAGCAAAUUUUCUAGGUUUCGGUUACAGAUCGAAAUGAUUACCAUUCCCUACUUGACUGCCCUAACCACGUACUUCAGCUAUGGGUUGCUAUUCGCAUUCGGGCAAAUCAGAGAUCUUUUCAGAAAAAUUCUCGAUUGGUGGAGUGCCGACAACCUUCAGGGUUAUGCGCCGAUCUGCUUAGGGCUGGAGGAUUUCUAUAUCCGGCGUUUGUAUCUUCGUAUUCAGGACUGUUUUGGACGGCCAAUAGCAAGUGCUCCUGAUGCUUGGAUUGAUGUGGUUGAGCGUUAUUCCAAUGACAACAACAAGACAUUAAAACGGACAACGAAUAUAAAUAGAUGUCUAAACUUGGGAUCAUACAAUUACCUUGGGUUUGCUGCAUCAGAUGAAUAUUGCACUCCCCGUGUAUUCCGGUCACUGGAGACGUUUUCAGCAAGUACCUGUAGUACUUGUGUAGAUGGUGGCACUACUGUAUUGCACAAUGAGCUGGAAGAGUGUGUUGCAAAAUUUGUUGGAAAGCCAGCUGCUGUAGUAUUUGGUAUGGGCUACGUCACAAACUCCGCCAUCCUCCCAGUUCUGAUUGGAAAGGGAGGGUUGAUAAUUAGUGAUUCUUUGAAUCACAAUUCAAUUGUCAAUGGUGCUCGAGGAUCAGGAGCCACUAUUCGUGUUUUCUUACAUAAUACACCAUCUCACCUGGAGGAAGUUCUGAGAGAACAAAUUGCUGAGGGACAGCCGCGGACACAUAGACCUUGGAAAAAGAUCAUUGUUGUUGUAGAGGGAAUAUAUAGCAUGGAAGGGGAGCUCUGCAAACUUCCUGAGAUCAUAGCAGUCUGCAAGAAAUAUAAGGCAUACACAUAUUUGGAUGAGGCCCACAGCAUUGGAGCAGUUGGGAAAACAGGAAGAGGUGUUUGUGAGCUCUUAGGUGUGGAUACUGCUGACGUGGAUAUCAUGAUGGGAACUUUUACCAAGUCAUUCGGAUCAUGUGGUGGCUAUAUUGCAGGAUCUAAGGAGCUUAUUCAAUACCUAAAGUACACUUGUCCUGCUCAUCUAUAUGCAACAUCAAUCUCACCACCUGCCGCCCAACAGAUCAUAUCUGCCAUAAAAGUUAUUCUUGGGGAGGAUGGUUCCAGUAGAGGGGCUCAGAAGCUAGCACGAAUACGUGAGAACAGCAACUUUUUCAGGUCAGAACUUCAGAAAAUGGGAUUUGAGGUUCUUGGCGAUAAUGACUCUCCAAUAAUGCCUAUAAUGCUUUACAAUCCAGCUAAAAUCCCUGCCUUUUCUCGGGAGUGCCUUAAGCAAAAUGUGGCUAUUGUGACAGUUGCAUUCCCAGCAACCCCACUACUGUUGGCCCGGGCACGUAUAUGUAUAUCUGCUGCUCAUACCAAGGAAGAUCUCAUUAAAGCCUUGGAGGUUAUCAGCCAAGUUGGUGAUCUUGUGGGCAUAAAAUAUUUCCCUGCCGAACCCAAGAAGCAGCAAGAGGAGGAUGGCAGGCUGAAGUUGGACUAAGAGAUGUGCUUGGGUUGUUAAAUAUUCUUGAGGACCAGGAUGUGAUUUAGAUUUGUUAGCUUUUGUCACGACUUUGCUAAUACCUACCAACAACCUUGUUCUUUUGUACUGUUCUGAAAAUCAGGCAAGCAUCUUGUGUAGUUUCUGUAAGAGACGGAUCCUCGUCCAUACAUACACCAACCAGACAAAACUUAUUACUGGUUCGAACUAGUAUUUAUAUAAUCUCCCUCUAGUGUUUUUCUUUUUUUCCUGUUUAUGCCAUGUGUAAUUGCUACAUGCUUUGGUUUCCAAGUUGGAUUCUGCUUUGAUAGGGAAUUCCUUGUAUAUGUAUAUUACUAGUAGCCUCAUUUAUUGCAGUUUUUUUUUUUUUUUUAAAUUAUGAAAGAACUCCAAGGUGUGCAGAAAGUAAACAAAUUGCUAGACCAUUUGCACAUUCAA
Messenger RNA from Nelumbo nucifera (sacred lotus), 2372 nucleotides. Its product is annotated as long chain base biosynthesis protein 2a. Gene Ontology annotation, molecular function: serine C-palmitoyltransferase activity; pyridoxal phosphate binding. The record is from RefSeq and is a predicted model, not a curated record. Gene Ontology annotation, biological process: ceramide biosynthetic process; sphingosine biosynthetic process. Gene Ontology annotation, cellular component: serine palmitoyltransferase complex. Lineage: Eukaryota; Viridiplantae; Streptophyta; Magnoliopsida; Proteales; Nelumbonaceae.